Acanthaster planci (crown-of-thorns starfish) is the source of this 5309-nucleotide messenger RNA. Its product is annotated as ribosome quality control complex subunit NEMF-like. Gene Ontology annotation, molecular function: tRNA binding; ribosomal large subunit binding. Gene Ontology annotation, cellular component: RQC complex. Gene Ontology annotation, biological process: ribosome-associated ubiquitin-dependent protein catabolic process; rescue of stalled cytosolic ribosome. The record is from RefSeq and is a predicted model, not a curated record. Lineage: Eukaryota; Metazoa; Echinodermata; Asteroidea; Valvatida; Acanthasteridae.
AAAUAAUAUACGUAAGUUAUCAAUUUCUAGUUCGUUGUGUAGCCUCUAGUAGGCCUACAUGUUGAACAAGUUAUUGCGAUGAAGGAUAGGCACCAAUCAGAAGAAUCAAGAAUCAGUGACAUCAUCCCAAUUGCGAGAAUAACUGGAAGCUUGAUGAGGGUGGUUAAUUAACAAAAAGUGAGUCCCUGUAUAACAGCCAUGAAGUCUAGGUACACAACAAUAGACCUGCGGGCCGCCAUAUCUGAGUUGGGAGUGAGGCUGAUGGGUCUGCGGGUCAUCAACAUAUAUGACAUCAACAACAAGACAUACCUCAUCAAAUUACAAGGCACUGACAAGAAAGAAAUGCUCCUGAUUGAGUCUGGCAUCCGCAUCAACAGCACAGACUUUGACUGGCCUAAGUCCAACAUGCCGUCCAACUUCAGCAUGAAGCUUCGGAAGCACUUGAAGAGCCGUCGCCUGAACCAGUUGCAUCAGCUGGGCAUGGAUCGAGUGGUGGACAUGCAGUUUGGCUCCGAUGAGGCUGCCUACCAUCUCAUCGUGGAGUUGUAUGAUAGGGGCAACAUCAUCUUGACCGACUCCGAGUACACCAUCUUAAAUCUUCUGAGGACACGAACAGACAGUGAGGAUGUCCGGUUUGCUGUGCGAGAAACCUACCCAGUGGAAGCUGCCAAGAAAUCAGAAGCACUUCCCGAACCCAACAGGCUCCAAGAGAUUUUAGCAACAGCCAAACCUGGGGAUCCUAUUCGCAAAAUCCUCAAUCCUCAUUUUGUUUUUGGUCCUGCAGUCAUUGAGCAUUGCUUGUUGCGACAAGGCUUCCCAUCCGGCGUCCGACUGGACAAAGAAUUCAGCCCAGAAACAGAUAUUCCUAGGCUGUUGUUGGCCCUGAGGGAGGCACAAGAGUUAAUGGAACAGUCUGGUCACCCACAAAAUAAGGGUUAUGUGAUACAAAAGACAGAGAAGAAACCAACUGCUGGUGAGGGAAGUGAAGAGACUGAAUUACUCACGUACACUGAAUAUCAUCCCUUCUUGUAUGAGCAGCAUGGGUCCAGCCCUUACAUUGAGCUUGACUCCUUCAACCAGGCAGUGGAUGAAUUUUACUCCAAACUGGAGAGCCAGAAAACUGAUAUGAAAGUUCUGCAACAGGAAAAAGAUGCAUUGAGAAAGCUGGAAAAUGUGAAGAAAGACCAUGAGAAACGUCUGGAACAGUUGAGCAAGACACAGGAGAUAGAUAAGCGGAAAGGUGAGCUUAUUGAGAUGAACCUCCCACUGGUGGACCAGGCCAUUAAAGUUGUCCGCAGUGCAAUAGCCAAUCAGAUUGAUUGGACAGAGAUUAAUAACAUCAUCCACGAAGCACAGGCUCAGCAGGACCCUGUUGCAUCAGCCAUCAGAAGCCUCAAAUUGGAUACCAACCAUAUCACCAUGAUGUUGAGGGAUCCAUAUGAAGACCAGCAGGAAGAAGACGAGAGCUUGGAAGAACCCGCCAAGAAACAGAAAAAGAAGAAGAAAGACAAGGCUAAUUACAUUGACAUUGACUUGGGCUUGUCAGCAUAUGCCAAUGCCAGACGGUUUUAUGAGCAGAAGAAGUUUGCAAAGAAAAAGGAGCAGCGGACAGUGGAUGCAUCUGAGAAGGCUAUCAAGUCGGCUGAAAAAAAAACAAAGCAGGCAUUGAAGGAUGUUGCAACAGUUGCAAGCAUCAACAAGACAAGAAAAACUUACUGGUUUGAAAAGUUCUACUGGUUCAUAAGCUCUGAGAACUACUUAGUCAUUGCUGGAAGAGACCAACAGCAAAAUGAGAUGGUUGUCAAGAAAUACCUGUCACAAGAUGAUAUAUAUGUGCACGCAGACCUUCACGGAGCCAGUAGUGUGAUCGUUAAGAACCCAACAGGGGGCCCAGUACCGCCAGUAACACUCCAAGAGGCUGGUGUGAUGGCCAUAUGCUACAGUGUGGCAUGGGAUGCCAAGGUGGUGACCAGUGCCUGGUGGGUGCAUCAUGAUCAGGUUUCCAAAACAGCCCCCACAGGAGAGUACCUGACAACUGGUAGCUUCAUGAUAAGAGGUAAAAAGAAUUACCUGCCACCAGCACAGCUUAUGAUGGGUUUCGGUUUCAUGUUCAAGGUAGAUGACUCGUGUGUCUGGAGGCACAAGGAUGAGAGGCGUGUGCGCGGUGUUGAAGAAGAUGACAUGUCCCUGGCUGACAGCUCUACAGUUGAUGGCUCUUUUGAUGAAGAGAUACAGCUAGCAGAUGACAGCGAUGAUAGCAUUGACAAUGACAGCAGGAAUGGAAAAGAGGACAGUCAGGCUGGCAUGGCCAUUGUGGAUAUGGAGGACGAUGACAGUGAUGACGAAGAUGAGCAAAGAGAUAAGAGGGGUAAGGUAGUUGAGACUCACCUCUCUAGUGAUGAUGAUAUGGCCUAUCCAGACACUGCCAUCCAGCUUCAUCAUGUCCAGGGUGCCAAAUUAGAACCUGAGAGGUCACGGGGGUCAAGUGUUCUCAGUGCUGGAAGCCACCAUUCUAGUGAGGGGGAUGCCGAGAUGAAAAUUUACCUUGGUGAUGACCAGCCAGUAUUGAUUAGUGUUGACAGACAAGGCAGCAAACAGACCGGAAAACAGUACCUCUCAGCCAAGCAGAAAAGACAGUUGAAGAAGCAGAAAAGAAAAACAAGCGGCAACUUGGACGAUGGUGAUGCAGAAGCCGAGGGGAAGCAAGAACCAGGAAUGGAAGAAGUCCCUUCAGAGGAUGACCCAAGGAUGCCGGGCUUGGACAUUGACGAGGAAACUGAGAUGAGGGAAGAUACAGAAGAGCAAGAAGUGGACAAGAAGAAAGAGGUUGCAGCAGGCCAACCCCCUCAACAGCUGAAGCGAGGUCAGAAGAACAAGCAGAAGAAAAUCAAACAGAAAUACAAGGACCAAGAUGAAGAGGAAAGACGGCUGAAAAUGGAGAUCCUUGCUUCUGCUGGGUCACCCAAAGAGCUGAGAGGUAAAAAGGCCAAACAGGCUCGCAAACAACAACUCCUGGAGGAAAAACACCAACAGAUGAAACAGAAACAGAGACAGAGGAACCAGGCUGGGAAGCAGCAGGGAGGACGUCACACAGGGGAGACAGACAGACAGCUACAAGAGAAAAUGCAAAGGGUGACCAUGACAGAUGAGCAAGAUGAUGACAGUGUACAGCCGGUUGUGUUCAAGCAUGCUUGGAAACCUAAGAAAGGUCCAGCACACGAUGAAGAUACAGGCGGGCUGUCAGAUGAAGACCAGGAGGCAUCACUCAAAGAUGAACAUUCUCAACUCAUGAAGGAGAGCUCAAGCAUUUUGGACUCAUUAACCGGUUGUCCUCAUACUGAGGAUGGGUUACUAUUUGGUCUUCCAGUUUGUGCACCUUACUCUGUAAUGCACAACUACAAAUUCAAGGUGAAGUUGACUCCAGGAUCAGGAAAGAGAGGCAAAGCGGCAAAGACUGCCUUGAACAUGUUUCAAUUCUCCAAGGAAACAACCAGUCGAGAAAAGGAUCUAUUCAAGAGUGUCAAGGAUACUGACCUGUCCAGGAACUUACCAGGAAAAGUAAAGGUGUCUGCUCCUAACCUACAGAAAACCAAGUCUAAGACCAAGAAGAAAUGACACAUUACAAUAAGGGACAGGUAGCAGCACUUUACAUCUCCAUGCUGAGGCAUUGGUUCUCAUCUUUGCAUGACUCUUACACUGAGUUUGAGACUGUGUCCCAAAAGGCAUGUCUGUUUUCUGCAGCGCACCGAUGGGAAAAAGACACUCUGGCUAAAAACUACUCGAUUUGGAUGCAAUCCAAAUCCCAAUGGAAACUGUGCAGUGUACAUCUCGUGAAGUCAUGGUUCAAAAUUGUAUAUUCUAGUUUUUUUCUGACACCCAGUCGAUCCUGGGGUUAAGAGAAGAGAAUUGACUCGCCAUGCUCUUCUGCAUUCUUCUAACACUCGGGCAUUUGCAUUUAGGUAUUGCCUGUGGGAGAGUUAGUGCUUCUAAGUUGUGAUUAUUACUUCCGUUGUCUUCAGGCCUUCAUACGUUGGGCAUUGGUCCUAGGCAAAUUCUGGUGUUAUCAUCAUGACUGUGUAUAGAUGUCAAUACUUGAUGCAGAAAAUUUUAUGAAAGUUAAAAGAUUAUGCCAGAUACAUGUUAAAGAAAAUAUUUAGCAAAUUUUUCUUCAUUGCAAAGUACUGUUAGAUUUACCGUUGUAAUUUGUUUUGUGUUCGUGUAACUUUGGAACUAUGACAAUUUUAAUACAAUCCACAUAAAGCAAGCCUUAUUUAGUCAUAUCAACAUUCAUCCUCUCUCAGUGGUUUUUAUUCUUUGCAAGGUUUUGGAAACAAAAUCAUUAUUGGGUAUUUGAAUAAGACUGCCUUGCAAUAGCGAAUAUCAGCCCUUGUGUCAUUGGAGUCAUUGAAACAUUUCUUUUUGUAGAAAAUACUGAUUUGCUUUCAAAUAAAAAAAUGUAAACAGGAAAUGUAUGUAUCAUAAUGAAUCAACAUAAAUUCCUUCAGUUUGAAAGUAGUGAUUUGAUGUUGUGGUUUUUUGGGGGAGGGGAGGGGUAAGUUGAAAAUAAAACCUGUGAAUAUGGAAGAAUAUACAUUAAUUCCAAUCAGUACCCCUGAGUGAAGAUCAUACCCAGCACAUUGCCCAUGCACAUUAAUUAGUCGAACACAAGGAUUGAACUGUGUAAAGCCCUAUGAUCCAUUCUCAUCACCUACAGUAUCCCAAGUUUGUAGAAAUGACACUCCCUGCCAAUCCUUCACAUAUUUCCCAUCAUAUUGUUUGCUGUCUUGUAUGUUUAACCCUAACAGUCCUCAGUCCUCCAACAGGUGAAGGAUUGAGGACUGUUAGGGUUAAUUAUAAAGACAGAAACUCAAACUAGUCGUGCAUUGUAUACAAAUGGAACCACCUUCAGAAUCAGGGAUGGCUGUUUUGGAUGCCUUUCUUCAGCAAAAUCAACAUUGCCUGGUAUUAUUGUGGACAAAUUAGUGUAAUCUCAAGAGGAAACUUACAAAGCAUUCUCAGUUACACAACCAGUUCUCUGUUUUCAAGUUUCAGUGUUCAAGACAUUUUUUAAUGUGAGAAAUCUUUGAAUUUUCUCUCCUGAAAGUAACAGGAUUUCAUUUUGGCUUUCAAAAUUGUAUUAUCCAUUUCAUUAUGUUUGUGAAUGUUAAAGGUUAUGACUGACCCUAAACUUUCCCAACCAUUUCAAACUGUUGGUACUUACCACUGAUUAUGUAAGGGGAAGAAAUAUGUAUGUUAAUAACCAUGGUGAAUUUAUUUGUAUAUGAAAUAAAUAUAUUUGGAUUGCAUAA